This is a messenger RNA of Peromyscus californicus insignis, 5090 nucleotides long. RefSeq names its product yippee like 2 (gene Ypel2). The transcript has 5 exons. NCBI's taxonomy places the organism in Eukaryota, Metazoa, Chordata, Mammalia, Rodentia, Cricetidae. The coding region runs from base 375 to 734 and encodes 119 amino acids. The record is from RefSeq and is a predicted model, not a curated record.
GGCAAGCCCCCGGCCCGGACUCCGGAGGGAUGCGGAGCGGCAGUGGCGGCGGCGGUAGCGGAGACUGUGGCUUUAAGAGCGCGCAGGGAGCGCUGGAGUCAGCCGUGCAGUCCUUCGUCGCCAGGCACUCCGGAGCAGCCGAGCCUGGCACUGGCGGGACCGGGCAGCCUGCCGCCAGGCUCUGAGAAGCAGCUGUAGACCUCUACCAGAGAGUCCUUCCUCUGAAGACGUCACCAGUGUGUGGAGCCUGCCGCACACCCACCCCCUGCCAAACCACGGCCUUUACCUGUGUCUUUCGGUGUUUCCCGUGCGACCCAUCCUGUGGGAGUGCCUCGUGGGCUGCCCCAGAGUUCGCCCCACGCUCAGCCGCACCAAUGGUGAAGAUGACAAGAUCCAAGACUUUUCAGGCAUACCUGCCCUCAUGCCACCGGACCUACAGCUGCAUUCACUGCAGGGCUCACUUGGCCAAUCACGAUGAACUCAUUUCCAAGUCGUUCCAGGGAAGUCAAGGACGAGCAUACCUCUUUAACUCAGUAGUUAACGUGGGCUGUGGGCCUGCAGAAGAGCGGGUGUUGCUAACAGGACUCCAUGCAGUUGCAGACAUUUACUGUGAAAACUGCAAAACCACUUUGGGCUGGAAAUACGAACACGCUUUUGAAAGCAGUCAGAAAUAUAAAGAAGGCAAGUACAUCAUUGAACUAGCGCACAUGAUCAAGGACAAUGGCUGGGACUGACCUGACAGCACCCCCAGGAAUGCCAUCCAACUGAACAUUCUACCCAAGCGUGAGAGAGUGACUGAACAAUUGGUUCCAUCCAUUUAGGGGCCUUGCCAUCAGGGGGCAUCCUCCCACCCUGACGCCAUCUUUUUGGGUGACUGGCCUCUAAAUCGCUGUCUCUCUGUCUCUUUGCUUUGUAUCUGUUUGUGAGUUGAUCUUGGCUUCUCUGUUCUAGUGUUGGCUGAAAACAAAAAUACAGAACAGAACAGAUCCUUGGCCGCGUGGUGGCAGUCCACCUUGGAAAGGGGCCCCCAGCCCAUAGGAGAGCUGCCUAAUGAAUGACCUCUUGUCAGAGCAGUGGUACAUGGGCAUGAGGAAGAGCAAAGACCAACCCGAGAGUCCUGGGGUUGGGGAAGGGGCAGGCAGGAGGGUAGGGGUAGAACAAGGCUGUCCUUCUCUUGGGGACCUGGCUUGAAAUAAUUGACUUUUUCAAAAAGACAAAGAGAAAAAAAAUACCUCAUGACUGUGUUCUCUCUGACAACAAACUUCUGUCCUAACAUCAAAUGUGCCAGGAUAGCAGAUUAGCACAAGAAAUGGCCCUGAUUCUAGCUGACAGGGCAAGACCCCAGCCGGCAUGCUGGGCCUGAAAUGGAGAAUGUCCUGCUAGGGUGAGGGGGGGCAUAGGUAAAGCCCCAAUGGGUUUUAGUGACCCCGAUGCCCCCCCUCCACCCCCACCCCACCUCUGGGCAAUCACCUCCUGGUCUUGGCUGUUGUAGGUGAAGGGAGAUAUGCAAAUGUCCCAUUUAACUAACACCACACUGAAAUCGGUGAUGGAGGGAAGCCAGGGAGCCCUUGUUGCCGCCUGGGAGCUCCUGAUAGCGAGCAGGAAAAGUAAAAACUGGGAACUAGUCAGCAAUUCUGUGAGAGUGAAGCAGCAGAGGAACAGCUGAGAUUUGAGCCAGCUCUGGCUCGGCACAUCUGCCCUCACCACUGUGCAUGGGGUUAGCCGAUCUCUGUGCAUAGUUUGGUUCUUUUUUUUUUUCCCCUCCAGUUCCAUCAUAACCUGGGAAACAAAGAUCCAAGAUUCCAUCCCUCAUUGCCUCUCUUGUUAGAUCUGCAUGUCUUAGGAGGAUACCUUUUGACAAUGUGGUCCAGCAGUGGCAGGAAUUAGAGAUUCCAUAAUGCCCCCUCACCCCACCCACCCACCCACCCACCCCAGCCUCCUUGCUUUAAGGAUGGGGAGGAAAAUCCCUGUAAGUCUCCUGAGAUGAAAAGGAACUCAGUGCUUUGAAUCAGCACUGAACGUUUUGCGGCAGUUCAGCUAUUAUGUGGCUCAUGGCCGAGCCUCGUUUGCAUUAAUUUCAUUUCUUAGGCAGAAAAUGAUGUUAAAAUACUCGCGUAUGAGGUAAUUCUCAACAUCAUUCUUUAAGCUGCUCCUACAGGAAAAUUCACCUCUUUUAAAAAGAGCCAAAUAAAAGAGAGUUCAUGGGGAUAAGAAUCUGUAAAAUUGAUUAACCCAGAUUACAUCAGCUGGUACAGGACGUUUUCCAAAUCUCAUCUUCAGCAGAAUCAAAUUCCCAGCAGGAGAGAGCUCUGGUGGACGUGGCUUUGUCCCCCAUGUCCUGAUCUGGGAAUGGAAGAACUGAGGCUUUACCCUGUCCUGCUAGUGGCGAUGGCAGGGUGGCAGGAAGCAGGCCAGCUCUGUUUAACAGCGGAGCGCUCCUCUUCUGGGACACAAGAGUUCCUAAAAAACGAGAUUUUGUUCUCAGGUCUCCUUGUCCAGAGCCUUGGAACACUAGCUCAAGCUCCCACCCUACCCCUCUGGACUGCAGGACCGACUGAGCCUCAGAAGGACUGAGUUGCUUCCUGAAAAACCACCCCGGGGCUCCCAGGCUCAAGUUCCCAGUGACACACAUUUUUCCACUUUGACAUUCCUAAACUGGCUUGCAGGCUCUGAAGUCAUGCCGCCCCCACCCCCCACCCCAAUCCUGCCCCAGGGAAGUAGCCUUCAUUUAAGGAUUUGAUUAUAUACACCCUUUGCUCAGGGAAUAUCCCAGCUAAUCUACAAAUCCAUUUCUUUUUUCUUUUCUUUUUCUUUUUUUUUAAUAGAGGGUGGGGUUAAACCUUGGUAGAUGUUUUUUCUUUAAAAACUAAAAUUAGUGACACGUAGAACCUGGAUAUGUGAUGCCCUGCCGUUCUCAAGGGUCAGAGAAGGAGACAGUGUGCCACUGUUUUUCCUUGGGGUGGGGUCCUUGACCAUCCUGGGUCAGCACAAGCUGCAGUAGGACCCUGGUUCUGGGUUUUUCUUGAACCGCUAUCUGUUGAGACCCAGUGGGUGUCCGGCACCACACCAUGCUUGGUGCAGAAGAUGAGUAACAUGUCAGUUUUCCCAUAACUAAUUUGGGGGUGGGACCAAAACUCAUUAGGCUUCCCUCUGUGACAGCGACACCAAAAGUGCUUCUUAUGACCUUAACUCCAUCGGUGGCUUGUCUGCCUAACACUUAGCAGUAUUAGAGAGUCCACAGCUGAGCAGUGGAGACACAGGCACUCAAGGCCUGGGUCGGUCAGUCUGUUCUUUCUUUUCCUCACCAAAUGAUUGACUCAGCAUAACCAAAGACCUCAUCCAUUCACCCCACAUGAGUUCAGGGAAUUAGAGUUGAUGGGGUGAGCUUGGGCAGGGGUGGGUGAGUAGGGAAGGGCCUGAAGUUCUGUACCUCAGCCACCAGCUGCCUUCGUUUUGAACUGAAGACUAGCUGACCAACUCAUUCCAUCUCUCCUGUGCCGCUGUGGGUGAUAGAGCCGUGGGCCCCCCCCAGAGUACAUCCACACCCCCUGCCCCCGUAUUUCCCUAGGCUGCUGAUGGGUGAAUUCGCAUGAGUCAAGUAUAGCCAAGCUUGAUGCCCACAAGCUCACAGCUGGGCCUGGCUGAGUACCACCCCAGCACCUGUGACGACAGUCAAAUCAUGUAGAUAAAGUAAAUCUUUCUGGUAGGUCAGUGUGUACAAAGGCAGUGUCCCCUUUAUAAUAGAUUUCCAAGUAUGUAUACAGUCUCUUGUGAAGUAUACUUUUGUAAAUAAUAUUUAAUUUUUUAAAUAAUAUAUUUGGUGCUGUAUUCUCAGAUCCCUGAGAGCACUUUUCAAUUCUAUGGCUUCCUCUGUGUUUCUUGAAGUACAUUUUAAGGGAAAAGUAAUCAAGAUUUUUUUUUUUUUAAAGAUCUGUCACUUUAAAAUGGAUUGAGGCUUUAAAACAUUUUUUUUUCAUUUUUUUCUGUUUGCAUUUUUCCCCAGUAGAACAGACUGUAGUAAAUUACCAGGUUGUGAACUGAUACUUUCUGGCCCAGUCUUGGCUAGAAAAGAAACAACAAGUUUUAGUAGUAACAACUUAGGAGUAAUUGCUAUAGUUGGGAGAACUUCUAAGAAAUUGGAAUCAUGUGUGAGUGAGUGAGUAUGUGUGUAGUCUGGAUUUUUCUGUUUCCUUCUCUACUGCGGACACUCUGAACUACAGUUUACACCUUGGGCACAUAGCGUUUUCCCUCCCUGGUUUCCAUGUCUGAGUGGACCAACAGCACGAAGCAGGAUUUUCCUUCCCUGAGGUGGAGCUGUGUGGCCAGUUCCUCUUCCUCUGUGCGCUGCUGCUUCUAGAACUGGCGAAGCGAACCUGUGAAGAGUCAAGUCUGUGCUUCUGAGAUGUGAGAUCAGUUACACAUCCGGGCUCUGGUGGUUCUAGAAGCCGUGUCUUAUUAAAUGUUAACUGGUUCAGGUUAAAAGGACGUUGAUAAAACAAUAGCUUUUUUUUUUUUUUUUUAAGGUCAGAUUGCUUUGGGUUCAGGCAGAGGCUGGCAAAUCAAAUUUUGAACACAACUUGUAUUUCAAAAACAAAACAAAAAACCCUGCCUCAAUGGAACAUUCUAGUUCUGUGUGUGGAAAAGAAUGAUUUUAAAAUCGUGAUUGAUUUUUAAAAUUAUCAUACAGUCAUGAAAUGUACCAGAAUAAAAGAUAAAGCCAAGAAAGAGAUUGUCUCUGCAGGGGUAGAUCUGCCCAGUGUUUUACAGUGUUCUGGUGAAGGUGGGAGUCAAUUCCCUUUCCCCAGCCUGCAGACUUAUAUACCACAGGUUUGUCUGUCAGUCUGUCUGUGUUUACAAACUGUAUCAUUGGGUUUGGAAUUGUUUUUGCGUGUUUGGUUUUCUUCAGUGGCAUAUCCCCCCCCCCCCCCCCAGUCACUUUGCUUCAACAACAAAGGUGAUUGUUUCUGAGUAAAUGGUCUUCACCUCUGUCUGGUAACUGUACAUAAUGAUUCAGUGUUAGUGAGAAGCAUUGUUUGUCAUUUCCGAUCUGUGUUGGUGCUCAUUUGAGAAAAUAAAGUUUUCAAAUAUUA